Molecule: messenger RNA, 9177 nt
Organism: Argiope bruennichi
Lineage: Eukaryota; Metazoa; Arthropoda; Arachnida; Araneae; Araneidae
Exons: 24
Coding region: 510-7268 (2252 amino acids)
Cellular component (GO): nucleus
Molecular function (GO): zinc ion binding; protein-lysine N-methyltransferase activity; p53 binding
Source: RefSeq, a predicted model, not a curated record
AAUGGCGCCCUUGAGUUUACAUUCUGUAUUUUGUGGAUGUGUUUGGAAUUGAAAUAUUAUAAAUAAAUUACUGAAAACAGAUCUAAAUAAGCAGUAAAUACAUCGUUCUAGAAAUUAUUUAACAUUAUGCACAUGAUUGUGAUAUAUUUGUAAUUUGAUCUAAAUGAAAUGAAGUCUAAGGUUAUGCAUGUAAACAAAUAAAUAAUUAUCAGAUAUUUUGGAAAUAUAUCAGCUUGUUUCCAUUUCUUUUGCUAUAGUUAUUUUUUCCACAUUAUGUGAAACUUUCAGUAAAUAAAUAUUAUUUUACACUGUGCCUCUUAUGUAAAUAUCAAUACUUAUAAACUCUGCUGGGAGGAAAUUUUACUGUUACUAUGUUUCAAGAUCACUAUCAAAAUUUUAUUUUGGGUUAUACUCUACAGCUCAACUUUGGUACGGAUAAUUUAAUUUCCCAUUUAAUGGAAGUAAAAAUGCUUGUUUAUCUAAUAAAAUCAUACCAAUUGUGAAGAAAAAUGCAAAACCAGAAUCUUUGGACUGAUUCCUACUCUGUCACAGGUUACUCUGGGAAAUGUUGGAAUACCAAUAACAAUCCUGACAGUCAUGAAAUAGACGAUUCCUUCAUUAUAAGUUCAACAUCUCAGCCUGCUGAUUGCAAUAAUGAAAUUUUUACAUAUUGUAACUCAGAUGACAUUUCUACUAAUUCCAUUCAAAAUAUGGCAUCAGUCACAGAUUCAUCAAUAAUUCCAUGCAGCAGUACUGACACAGAAACUGUAGAAAAGAAAUAUGGGGGAAUAUUUUCUAAUAAUUCAUGUUUUAUUGAGUCAGAGCAUUCUUCUGUGUUAAGUAGUAAAUAUUCUGAGGAAACUGAUGUAAAUCAAAUAAAUGGACAGGCUGAAGCAGCUCCAUCUUUUGAACUUCCCACUGAACCAAAUGAGGUAGUCUCUUCCUUGUCUUUAGUACAAAGAAGUGGCAAGAGACGCAAUUCUUUACCCCCAGAUUAUCCAAAUUAUAAAAAAAAGUUAAGUAUUGAUUGUGAAGCACAAUCAUUAUGUGGUGUGGAGACUUUGGCUGGAAGUGAUUCUAACAGUUUUUUUGAUAUGAAUAGUCAAAAUGAUAAUGAAGAAAGCUCAUGGUCAAAUUGUUAUGCUCCCUACCGUAAGCAUCCCACUUCUGUUGCAUCGUCUGAACGAGGUGCUGAAUCAUUAAUUGAUAAACUUUUUAGUGAAGAACAGAAAAGGCGAUAUGAAGCAUUAAGAAAGAAAUCAUCCAAAAGAAUGGAUAGUAAAAGAAAAAAAGAAAAAGAUGUAGAUUUUGGUUCUGUAUACAAAUCUUUUGUGGAAGUCAUAACUCAUUCAUCUCAAAAUCUUUCUGAAAUUACUGAUAUGGAUGUAUCACCUCAAAAAGAAAAAGAAGAUAGCAUAAUGAGUAAUACUGAUACAAAAAUGCAUGAAAGUACUGGUGAUGAUUGUACAAUCCAUGGAGUGUCAAUUGAUAUUGAUUCAAAAGAUUCUCAGCAAAUUAUACUUGCUGCUAAUUCUAUUCCUGAUGAAACUAAUGCGUCAUUUGAUAUUGAUUCAAAGGAUUCUCACCAAAUGAUGCUUACUGUUAAUUCUGUAUCUGAAGAAACUAAUACUGAUUCAAUAUUAGAGUCUGAUCAAAAUUCUGUUGAUGCAGUCUCUUAUCAACAGGAUACAGUUCAUAUGGAUUAUGAUGUCACUGAUGAUGGACAGACUUCAGACAAUUUGUUAGUCCAGAUUUCUUCCAGUGACGAUUGUGCAAAUCAUAAAGUGUAUGCUGAUGUUGAUGUUAAUUCCAAAGAUUCCCAUAAAGUUAUGUCUACUCCUGAUUUCAUGGCAGAAGAUUUUGAUCCUGAUUUAAUAUCGAAGUCUAAUAAUCUAUCAGUUAAUGUAGUGUCUAAUCAACAAGAUACAAUACAUAUGAAUUGUGAUGUUGAUGAUGGACAUACAUCUGAAAAUGUAUUGGUCUUGAAUUCUGGUGAUGAUCUUGUUCAUGAAGUUUCUGCCAAUACUGAUGAUGAUUCAAAAGAUUCUCAGCAAGUUAUAUUUAAUGUAGAUACCAUGCCUGAAAAAAACAAUGCUGAAAUUAAAUCUGAGUCUGAAUAUCUUACAGCUAAUACUGAUUCUGUUCGACAGGAUGUCAUAUCAGUAAAUUAUAAUUCUAAUGGACUAAAUUCUGAAACUAUUUUUUCCCCUGCUGUUUUACCUGAUAAAAUAUCAGUUGAUACUGGUGAUAAUUUUCACCAAGCUGUAUUUAUUACAGAUUCUGUGCCAAAAACUGCUGAUAUGAUUUCAGAAUCUGAUUGUCUCUUGCGAGAUGCUGAAUCAAAUGAACAGAAUGUAUUAGUUGAUCAUCAUGCUGAUGAGCAUACUUCUGAAAAUAAUCUAGUCUCUGAUGUUUCUUCUGAUGUAAUAGCAUCUAAUAUUAAUAAUAAUUCAAAAGAUCCUCAAAAUGUUACCUUUGUUGCAGAUUCCUACCUUAAUGAAACAAAUGCUGAUGUUAUAUCAGAAUCUGAUCAUAUAACUGUGCAUGCUAACUCUAAUCAGCAAAUUGUUAUGACUCUGGAUUGUGUUACUAAUGAGCUUACUUCAGAAAAUGUCUUAGUCCCUGUUUCUUCUUCUGAUACUUGUGAUAAUUCAGACUCUCAACAAGUUAUAUUUAUUACAGACACCAUACCAAAAGUAACUGAUGCUGAAAUAAUAUUAGAAUCUGAUUGUCUUACAUCUCAAACCAACUCUAAUGAACAGCAGAUAUUUGCUAUAAAUGAUGAUGUUGAUCAAAUUGCAUCAGAUGAAAUGUUAGUUUAUGUCCAGUGUUCAGAUGGUUACAGGCUUUGUAAACUGUCAACUAAUCUGGAUAUUAAUUCCGAGAAUUCUCAACAAAUUACUUUUAUUACUAAUUCUGCACACAAUGAGACUGAUAAUGGUUUAAUAUCAGAUUCUAAUUGUUAUAUAAUCAAUGCUGAAUCUAAUCAACAAGACACUAUUCCUAUCAGUUAUACUGAUGGUGCCAUUUCUGAAAGGGAUUUAGUUCCUGUUUCGGAAGUUUUAUUUAAAACUGUUCCUUUGGCAGAUCAAAAUAUUGAUUUGAAAACAGAAAUGAGCGAGACCCAACUUUAUGACCCUGUAGUCGAUAAAGGAGAUGCUAACAAUUCUGCUGGAAAUUUGACUAAUGAUGAAAUAUCUGAUAGCUUGGAUAAGAUUUUCACUCAAACAACUGAAUCUGAUGUGUUGUAUAGCAUACCAGAGGAACAGAGAGAAGUUCCCUUUGAUUUUGAUGGUGAAAAAUUAAUUUCACUUGAUACAAAUAUUUCAACUGAAGCAUCACUAGAUACUUACACUGCGAUUUCUGAAACUUCUGAGGAAACUAUAAUGCAUGAACAGUUAGUAAAAGCAACAGCUGAAACUGGUCCGAAUUCAGAAGGCAAAGAAAAUAUAUCAUCUGCUGAAUAUUACUUAGAAAAUAAAAAUAGCACCCAUAUUAAUCAGGAAGAUAUGAUGCUUGUUGAUGAGAAACAAAAUUCUUUAAAUAUAUCUGUUGAAAACCCUAAUAUAAAUAAACAAAUUAAAAAGAGAGAAAAUUCAAAUACUCAUAUUGAUCUGUGUUCUAUAAAUACAGAAAAAGUUUUUGAAAUUCGACCAGAUAAUUUAGAUAAUACUGAAAUGGAAAUAUGCAAUGAAGAAUCUAAAGUAUUUAAUAAUCCAGAUGGGGAUUCUGAAAGCCAUCAAUCUAUGUUCUAUAAAGAUAUGAAAGUUGUGUAUGAAAAUCUAUGUGAACAGAAUAAAAAAUCCGAAAUUUCUAGCAUUGAUGUUAUAACAAGUGAAAAUAACAAAAAUGAUGAAAUUAAUCAAUUUUUAGUACAUUGUAAUUCCACUAAUGAAAUUUUUCAUGAUACUCUUGGAAAAACAUCAGAUACUUCAUCAAAAGAACUUCAUAUGAAUGUGUUAUCUUCAAUCAGUAUGACUGAAUCAUCAAAUAUACUUUUUGAUACAGAAAUAAAAAGUAAAGCUUUUUCAAAUGAACAAUUAGAUGAGUGUGGCAAAAACUCUAAAGUAGAAACAUCUGACUUCAUAUAUCAAGAUAAUUAUCUCAACAGGAAAUCUAGUCUUGAAUCACAAAAUUCUUCAUACAAAUGUAGAACUUCUAAAGCUCGUAAAAGUACUUCAAAAUCGUCUGCUUUAAAAACAUCAACAAAUGAGGUUUUAAAAGUUAUUGAAAAUAAUAUUGCAAAUGAAGUUUUUAAUUUAAUGGAAUCAAAAGAAAAUUUGCCCAGUUGCAACAGUUCAUUUGUUCCAGAAGAACAAGUUGCCCCUAAUAUUUCUACUUUGUCUUAUAUUUUAUCAGAUUCUGAAGCUGAAAAUGUUCCAUUAACUGAUAAUGGUGUUAACUUUGUUCCUGAUUUGGAAAUGAAAUCGCUUCAAAAAUCUAAAUCUUUAUUUGAAACACAUUUUAAUGGAACUCAUAAAAAUGGAACAGCUAAGAAAAGUUUUUUAAAAAUCAGUGACAGGUCAUCUUCUGAUGAGAUGUCUAAUAACUGUGAUAUGCAAAAUUCUAUAGCUUCUUCAGAUAGUGAAUCAGAUUCUGUAUCUUCAAAAUGUAGAAAAACUGUUCAGUAUCUCAGUGAUCGUAAUAAUACUGAAAUCAGUAAUCCAACACGUUCUUUUUCAGCAGUUGAAAGCAUUUCAGUAUUGCGUGAUAACCUUGGAAAUGCAAAACAACGUACUGCUUUAAAAACAUUUAAAAAACCCUUCACUGUUGCAAAAAAAUCAGUCACUGAAAAGUCAUCUUUUAAGACAGUUUUCCAAUCUUAUUUUGGAAUAAGAACUGCAAAGAAAACUUAUAACAAAUCACCAAACAAAAAAUUACUUAAUACAAAUUUAGAUGAAUCAUCAUCUUCUGUUGAAGAAUUAUCAGCUGAUGAAGCCAAAAAUUCUACUGUGAUUUGGUCUCCCGUAAAGGAUCUUCAACUGAAAGUUUGUACCUGUUCCGCUGUUGAAGUACCUUGCCUGUGUAAUGGUGAACAACUACAGUUAAUAUGCGAGGCAGAAGAUACCAUUGAUGAAAAAGUUGUUCCAUGUACAAAAAGUGUUUCUCAACAGUAUUUGCUCACUCCAUCAUCAGAAAUCAAACAUAGGGCUUUCUGUGAUAUUCAUUUAUGGAGGUUAAGGAAACAUCAUUGUUGCCCAAAAUGUGGAAUAUUUUGCACACAAGGUUCAUUUUUUUGUUGUUCAUAUGACCAUCCUGCCAAAGGAGGAAAAGAGACUCAUUUUUUUCAUCCAAACUGCUUCCUUCUCCCAGAUACUGGUUUGCCACCAGGCUGUCCACAUUGCUGUACAUUUUCUGAUUUUAAAAAUGUUAAUUUUUCACUAAUCGAAGGAGUACCUGAAGAACCACUUACUCAAAGUCCAGACAAAUGCUCAGAAGAACUUAACAUAACUGAAGACCUAGAAAACUAUACUAUUCUGAUGAAAAUUCAAGAUGUAGAGUCAGAAACUGUUUCAAAAGUCUGUACUAUUCCUGCACCACCAACCCAAGAUCUUAAGACAAUGUUAAUGGCAAUAACUAAAGAACCUUCUUUACGAUUGAGGCCAACAGGAAAAUGCUUGUUUAAUCCUAUCAAAGUUGGAGAUAUAAAGAAAGUUAUACAAUUAAUUGCCAAUGGUGUUGAUCCUAAUCACAAGUUUAAUCAGCAUAAAAACAAUACCCCUCUUCAUAUAGCAGCAUUUUAUGGAUGCAUAGGAAUAGUUCAUAUUUUGAUUCAGUAUGGAGCAUCAAUUGAUGCUGUAAAUGAUGAUUUAGAAACACCUUUUAUCCUGGCUGUUGAAAAAGAUCAAAUGGCAGUUGUACGUUACCUUGUUCAUACUGGAACUGAAAUUGAUGUAAAAAAUGAAAAUGGUUUGACAGCUUUUCAUAUUGCUUGCAAAAAUAAUUCAAAAGAGCUGGCUAAAUUUCUGUAUAGUUCAGGGAAAUUUGACAUUAAUCUACAAGAUGAUGGUGGCUGGACUCCUUUGGUUUGGGCUUGUGAGCAUAAUUAUGGUGAUUUAGUUCAGUGGCUGUUAGAAAAUGGAGCUGACCCUAAUGUGCGUGAUAAUGAGCAAAAUACAGCUUUACACUGGGCAGCAUGUUCUGGAAACAGUGAAAUUUUAGAAAUGCUUUUAGAGAAUGGCUGCAACCUCAGUUUUGUAAACCAGAGAGGAGAUUCUGCCCUGCAUAUUGCUGCACGUAAAGAUAAUUGGGCUUGUGUAAAAUUACUAUUAGCAAGAAAUGCAUCUUUAGACUGUAUAAACAAAGAUGGUGAAACCCCUAUUACAUGUUGUGAUGAAGAUUCUAAGUCUUUAAGGAUUUUGAAACAUUCAUUAACCUCAUCAACCUCAGACUCUAAAUCUUUUCAACAGUAUGUGGUUUAUAGGGAUAUAUCUCGUGGUAGUGAAAAAUAUCCUAUUCAAGCAGUCAAUGAAGUAGAUCAAGAAGAAUUCAUCAUGGAUUUUCGUUAUAUUACUCAAAACUGUUAUGCUUCUAAUGUAACUGUUGUAUCUACUGUUGACAGCAUGCAGAAAUGUUAUUGCAAGGAUAAUUGUAGUUCUUCAGAUUGUACCUGCACUCGCAUUUCCAAAUGCUGGUAUGAUAUGAAUGGAUGUUUACUGCAUGAUUUUGAUAUGUAUGACCCACCAACACUUUAUGAAUGCCACAAAACCUGCCAUUGUCCCAAAACUUGCAUUAAUAGAGUUGUGCAGAAGGGUUUGAGAUAUCCUUUACAAUUGUUUCGAACUUUAAAUCGAGGAUGGGGAGUAAGGGCUUUAAAAGAUCUUGCUAGAGGAACUUUUGUUUGUGAAUAUGUUGGAGAAGUAAUUUCUGAUGACGAAAUUAAUCAGAGAACAGAUGACACAUAUUUAUUUGAUUUAGAUAGUAAAACUGGGGAUAAUUGCAUUGAUGGCCGGUUUUAUGGUAACAUUUCACGUUUUAUCAACCAUAGCUGUGAGCCUAAUUUAAUUUCUGUUCGAGUAUUUACUGACCACCAAGACAUAAAUUUUCCUCGAAUAGCUUUUUUCACAAAGACAGAUAUUAAAGCAUUUGAAGAAUUAUGCUUUGAUUAUGGAACUGAAUUUUGGGUAGCCAAAGCUCAAUCUAUUUUAUGUACCUGUGGUUCAAGCUUAUGUAAAUAUUCUAAAGAUACUAUUGAUGCCACUUUACAAGCUUACUUUAAUGAAAAGGAAGAACAAGCUCUUUCUACAAUGGAUGCACAAAUCUCAUGAGUACUUUGGGCAGUUUUGUAUUCUUUUGAUGCAUUAUAAAUCUUUUCAUUUUGUUUUAUUUUUGACAAGACAAACAAAUAACAAAUUUGCAAACAUUUGUAAAUGGCAUUAGAUUGUAUUGUAUAUGAUAUCUUUUUUACAGUGCAUUGGGGGAAAAAAGUGAUUUAUAAUGCAUCAGAUUAAUUUAAUUUCAUAAAAUGUUAUUCAUACUUUUCAUUGUAAUAUUAUAUAUUAAGCUUUCUCUUGUGAAAUAUAAAUUAAUGCAUGUAUGAUUUAGGAGAAAUGCAGUUCUUUAUUAAAAUUAACCAUUUGUAUAUUCUUCAAUUAGAAAAAAAAUUAGUAUUUAAUUACUUUUUGUCUUAUUAUCUGCUUGUCUUUUUGCAAUCUAGAAGAUAUGUUAUAACUUCAUAUUUAUGUUAAUAUUUUAUCCUAUUUCAAUGAACAAUUAUAUUUAACUUUUAUGCAUUUUUUUAAUAUUUGGAAUAAAUUUCAAUAUUUAAAAUAGAGUAUAGGCAUACUGUUAAGUUAAAUAAUGUUUAAAUUCGUAAAUCAGAAAAACUCUUUUAAACUCAAAAUUCUCCUCCCCUUUAAUAAUAAAAGCAAAUUUAAGUAGUACAUUGGAUGUUUUGUUUUUUUUUAAUUGAUAAUAGUUUAUGUGUUUGUCACAAAUAUAUAUAUGUGUGUAUUGAUUGAUUUACAAACCAAUUAUUUUAUAAAAUAGCAAAAUAUGACAGGAGAGAUAUUUAUGUUUAAUCUCCACAUUUUUGAAAAAAUGUUAGAGAAAUUAAAAAAAAAAAAUACUAAUAUUAACAAUUUCCUUCAAACUUGUAUUUGUUCUGUAGGAGACUUUUUUUUUUUAGCGUUUGUUUAGUCACACAUUUUAAUGAUAAAAUGUGCAGUAUUAUGCUCUUGAAGAUUCAGUUUUGUAUUAAUAUUGAUAAUGCUUUCAUUUAGUUUUACUCCAUGGCAUAUUAUGUAUAAUUUAGGGAAAAAAAAUUAACAAGCAAUGAUUUAUUUCCCCAUUCAUAACAAAAACAUAAUCAAACCACCAAUGAAGAUUUAUUUCUAAAUAACUUUGGAAAUAAUCUGGCUGAAAUUUUAAUUUUUCCCUGUUAAUAAAAAAAAAGUGAAAUUUAUUUGGGUUUGUCUUUAAACACCUGAAAGAAAUAAAAAAUUCCGCUUCAUACUUGUUUUCUCUUUGUUAUUCUAAUUGCAAGAUAAGUUAAGCAGUAUAAAAUUGAAAAAGAAAGAUACUGCAAUUAGUCUUAUGCAGUAUUUUCCAUGAAAAUAGUGACUGUGUUUUCUCUAUUAAUGAAUCCAAAUGUUGAGUUGCAUUGAUUGAUUUUUAAAAAAAUACUUAAGAAUCAGAAGAUUUAAAUAUUUAUCACUAAUAAUUCUUUUGUUUCCCCCCCCUUGCAUGUUAGAAAAGUAAAAACUAAAGUACAAUAUGAUUUUGUAUAUAUUUCUAUUUUUAAAAAAAUUGUGUCUCGCAGAAAUUAAGCAAGAUUAAAAUUUGUCUAUGCUGCAUAAUGGACAUCUGUUCCACAAUUUUCUAAAUUAUCAUUUCUUAAAAAUCUAUUUGCAUUGCAAUAACUCAUUUUUUAAUGUGAAAUAUUUAAUAUUUUGUGCCAUUAAUAGUAAAAUGUAUAUAAAUUAUACAUUGCUGCGUGUUAUUUUCAACGAAUGGGUCAUUUCAUACCUAUGUACAUAUUCAUGUUUUAUCUGCCACCAACACUGGUAUGUUCGUUUUUUGUAAUGUUUCAUACAGAAAAGCAUGAAUUUGUGUAUUAAGAUGAGAAUAUAAUUGCUGGCUGGAACAGAAUUGUAUUUCUCUUGUUAACAUUGAGUAUAGUAUGUAAUAUAUUGUAUAUUUUUUUAAAUAAAUAAAAAUGCUCUUAAGCAUGCUUAA